Molecule: messenger RNA, 1176 nt
Organism: Perkinsus marinus ATCC 50983
Lineage: Eukaryota; Perkinsozoa; Perkinsida; Perkinsidae
Exons: 6
Coding region: 1-1176 (391 amino acids)
Biological process (GO): phospholipid catabolic process
Cellular component (GO): extracellular region
Molecular function (GO): glycerophospholipase activity
Source: RefSeq, a predicted model, not a curated record
AUGCCGGUUACUUUUUUAUCGCUCUAUGAGCUCAAUUCCAACUCGGAGAUAGGGGAGAUCGAGUCCGCUGUGACUACCACAGAGGUACCCGAGCAGGACCCGCUGAGGAUCUCGAGACACCCUAUGGCUGAGGAGACUAAAUGCAGUGCAUUAAUUAAACUAACGCACGACGAUCUUAUCGUAUCACACAACACGUGGACUACCUAUACGGAGAUGCUACGGGUCUACAAGUCAUUCUCCUUCCCUCACAUACAGCAUUCCUCUAUCAGAAGUCAACAGCUCUCUAUGAGCAGCUACCCGGGGUACAUCAGUUCAACGGACGACUGGGUUAUUGUAAUAGGACUGGCUAUAACAGAGACGACAACUGAGUCGAUGUCCGUGAAGCUCCUAGUAGAUAAAGUCCGACCAUUGAGUGUGACUACUGUCAUUCGGAGUGUUGUUGCUACCCUCAUGGCUACCGGUGGUCGAGAUUGGUACAGUACAUUCUCGCGUCACAAUAGUGGUACGUAUAAUAACCAAUGGAUGGUGGUGGAUUUCAAGCCAUUCCGUCGAUGGAACCACAAGGGUAGAGUGGGGCCGAUGGCAAGUGGUACCUUCUGGCUCAUCGAGCAAAUGCCUGGUCUUAUCACUUCACUCAAGGCUGGUGGUUACACGCGAGCGGCAGCAAAACAUGGCCAAUGGUACAAGUACAACGAUUGUCCUAGGGCUAGACUAUUCCGAGAAUGGCAAGGGAUGGUUAAUGAUACUGAUAGUAUGAUGAGGAUUAUGACCUCUAAUUACUGGAAGACCGACCCUCUCUCUGAGAACUGUCCCAAGAACGCUAUCGCUGGCAGGUAUGAUAUACCAUAUGAGCCUCGGAAUGAUAGUGACUACCAAGCAUGUGGUCCAGUGAAGGCAUAUGGAUGUAUUGACUGCAAGGUCACUAGUUCCUCUCUACUCUUAGAGGAUAGGGUCCUCAUGGUCAGCGCUCCUGCCUUUGGUCAAGGGACUGACCCCUUCCAAUGGAGCAAGUAUAUCGGAAAGCCUGUUGCCCACUGGGGCAUGCCAGACCGCUGGCAAUUUCCCUGGCUUGUGUAUUCGGGUAAUCAAGCCGCUGGGCUCGAGUAUAGCAUAGGGAAGACUGCUGCUAGCCCUGAAGAGGUAUUGGCGAGUGAUGACAAUCCUAUAGGAAUGUGA